Molecule: messenger RNA, 1349 nt
Organism: Maylandia zebra (zebra mbuna)
Lineage: Eukaryota; Metazoa; Chordata; Actinopteri; Cichliformes; Cichlidae
Source: RefSeq, a predicted model, not a curated record
CCCCUCCACCGCCGUCACACCUGUCCUGUCCUAAAAUGCCCCAUAAUCCAACAUGUGAAAAAAAAGAAAGAAAAACAGGCCAAUCCCAUGUCGGGGAAUUAGAAACGGCGUGCAUCUGUCUCCCAUACUGUCUGUAUUUAUGAUCCGAGCCUGCGCACUAAGCGCGUCCAUUGUCUGGCCAGCAGCAGCAGCAGCGGCUGAGGCGGAGCGGAGAGGAGCGGAGCGCCGAUCUGAGCGCAGGGGAGCGGCUUCACUGUGACCCCGAUCUCCGGGGGGUGGGAAAAAAAGCGAGCCCACCAGACCGGACGGACGACGUCAUUUAUUUGUGUGUGUGCGCGCGUGUGUGUGUCAGAGACAGACCGUCGUUUUGCUGGCGGUCAGACAGACAGCAACAGUUGUCACGAUGUCUGAGAUCAGAUGAGGGCAGAGCAGCGGAGGGAACACUGCGGCGCUGCUGUGAUCCGGGCCGGCCGCCUGCGAUGAGACAGCCGCGUUAACCAGCCGGGACAGCAGGGCAGCAGCGCAGCGCGCGCAUCUGUUCGCGGAGCGCGGAUUUCGGCGUCAGUCAAACGCUCUCCGCUCGUUCCUCCCGGUGGUGUGUGCGGGUGAGGUGAAUCCAGACGUCAGGGCUGGCUCAUGUUCCGCUCAGCAGGGAAACGGGCUGUUGCGUCUGCGGAGAGUCAGAGCUGACGAGCCUGCCGACACACACGGACGGAUAGGCAGGCAGGCAGGCCGACAGACAGACAGGAGCGAGGGGAGGGGGGCACAGCCUGCCCUCUGCGGAUCGAGCCGAGCCCCCUCCUGUACCCACCCAGAACCCCCACCCACUCCUCUCCCCGCUUUGGAUGGGGGGAAAGCAGAGCACGGCGGGGCGGCCCCGGGGUGCUUUUCCCGGUGUCUCUACGGAUGACAGCGCGGUGCCACCCUCGGCCCACUUUGGUCACUACCGGCCGAGCGGCACCAUGGGCCUGCGGAGCCGCUCGGUGAGCUCCGUGGCUGGGAUGGGCAUCGAACACAGUCCCGCCGUGCCCUUCGGCUUCUACACCCCAAGAGGAACGGACUCGGAUCGAGCCGGAGGGGGGUCAGGGGGCACUACCGCGGCCCCUCACGGGACCGGCUACCAGGACACUGGGGGCGGAGGGCACCACACGGACGGGGUGCUGUAUCUGGGGUCCCGGGGGUCGCUGGCUGACACCUUGCCCCUGCACAUCGCACCCCGCUGGUUCAGCGCGCACAGCGGUAGGCUGCUGAACGACACCAAUGCGGUGCCCAUAAAUUUCACCGCCAUCACGGGGAAGUUAAGCCCGAGGACGCACUCAGAAACAAGCAGAAAGGAGGCUUUUGUCUGA